AUGGAUAUGACAUGCAUAUUCGGAGUUGCUGGGUCAAGCAACGACAUCAAUGUAUUGAGUAGAUCAAAUUUGUUUCAAGAAAAGUUGCAAGGAAAAGCUCCAGAGUUUCAUUUCACUGUCAAUCAAACCAAUUAUGAUAUGGGGUACUAUCUUACCGAUGGUAUAUAUCCAGAGUGGGCUGCAUUUGUCAAGACCUUUACACAACCUCAAGACCCUAAAAGGCUUCUAUUCAAGCAAAGACAUGAGAGUGCAAGAAAAGAUGUUAAACGAGCAUUUGGAGUACUUCAAGCUCGCUUUGCAAUAGUUCGUGGAGCAGCACGUUGUUGGCAUAAAAGUAGACUCUACGACAUAAUGGAUGCAUGUAUUAUAUUGAAUAACAUGAUUGUUGAAGAUGAACACCACACAUACUCCAAAAACUUUGAUCAAGGUGAUUUUUCACCAACAACUGUCGAAGAUGUUCAUCAUGGGCAUGCAUUGGAUUUUCAAGCACUUCUUGAAACAGAUGUAGCCAUUCUAGAUAGACAAAUGCAUAAUCAACUAGAGGCGGGUCUAGUGGAGCAUAUUUGGAGUCGUUUUGGAGGCCUAGACCUUAAUUAA
This is a messenger RNA of Chenopodium quinoa (quinoa), 597 nucleotides long. RefSeq lists its product as uncharacterized. Bases 1 to 597 code for a protein of 198 amino acids. The transcript has a single exon. The record is from RefSeq and is a predicted model, not a curated record. NCBI's taxonomy places the organism in Eukaryota, Viridiplantae, Streptophyta, Magnoliopsida, Caryophyllales, Amaranthaceae.